CGUCUCUGUUCCUCUCCCGCGCUCCGCUCUCUCCGCUCGCAGCUCUCGCGCGGGGAUCAUGGCAGUCUAGCGGCGUGCAGCGGUGACUAUCGCAGCGGCGAAUCCGGCAGUGCAGCGGUCGAGUGCACUGGCUCUAUUUGGCAAAAUGGCGUCCCUUGUGGCAUCCACCCACAGCUCUGCUGCUGUAGACAGCAUAACCACACCGUUCACCAGCUCACCAGAACCCCUGACCCGCUCCGCUUCGCCUCUGACCCUCUGCCAUGUCUGUGGUGUCUCAGAUGAGUCUGGAGGACGUGGGGGCCCUGAUCCUGGGGCCCUCAUCUCUGAUGGCUGACCCCUUUGGGCCCCUUCUGGACGAAGAUGAGGAGAGCGCUCUGUCGGAGGGGUGGUCGUCGCCCCUCUCCUCUUCCUCCUCUCUCUCGCCCCUCUCUCCCUCUCACGCUUCUGUAGGGUGUAAGUCUGAGCUGCUGGCGCUCUCCUGGCCGCCGCAGAGCAAAGCAGACGAUGUGUUUUCUGGCAUGGAUUGGAUGACGGAGAAGUUAGACCUGAAUGACUUUGACCUGGAUUCUCUCAUCGGAUCAUGUGAUUCAGACGAGCCUCCCGGUUCUCCAGAAGAGCUGCUGGCCUGUCUGGACACCGAGAUGGAUCUGGACCUGGAUUCCCUCCCGUUUGGCUCAACAGAGCUGAGCCUGGCUCUGCCUCCGCUGACCCUCGACCUUCAGGGGCCAGAAGAGGUCAAGUCUGAGCCUCUGGAUCCCAGCUUCACACUGGAGUCCGCCGAAAUCAUGCUGACUCCAUCCCACAUCGUGCAGCUGCUGACUCCCAAAGAAGAGGCGAGCGGCGCCGAUCCGUCCGACAGCGACAGCGGGAUCUCGGAUCCCGAACCCUCGCCGAAGCCCGCGGGCUCCUCCAGAACCAAACCCUACUCCAGACCCGAGCCGGAUGCUGUGAAAGCCGCGCCCGGUGCUCCUAAAGUGGUGGAGAAGAAACUGAAGAAGAUGGAGCAGAACAAAACGGCCGCGACGCGCUACCGGCAGAAGAAACGCACCGAGCAGGAGACGCUGAGCUCCGAGUGCGCCGAGCUGGAGACGAGAAACCGCCAGCUCCAGUUCAUGGAUUAUCUCUUAAACUCACUGAUCAGCUCAGGCUUCUCUUGGAGAAGAGUUUCACAUCUCCAUUUAAAGCUAAAAUUAGUUUGUAAAAGUGCCAUUUCACACAUUUUGCAACAAGCUGACUUACUCUGA
Messenger RNA from Sinocyclocheilus grahami, 1244 nucleotides. Its product is annotated as cyclic AMP-dependent transcription factor ATF-4-like. The transcript has 3 exons. Gene Ontology annotation, biological process: regulation of transcription by RNA polymerase II. Lineage: Eukaryota; Metazoa; Chordata; Actinopteri; Cypriniformes; Cyprinidae. The coding region runs from base 261 to 1244 and encodes 327 amino acids. Gene Ontology annotation, molecular function: RNA polymerase II transcription regulatory region sequence-specific DNA binding; DNA-binding transcription activator activity, RNA polymerase II-specific. Gene Ontology annotation, cellular component: nucleus; ATF1-ATF4 transcription factor complex; ATF4-CREB1 transcription factor complex. The record is from RefSeq and is a predicted model, not a curated record.